AUGAAUCCUUCGGAGGAACCACCGGCGGCCAACCUCAACCCUUCGGGGAGGCCCCCGGACGAAUCUCAGGCCACGCUUGCGAAAGGAGUUGUCGCAGAAGCAGCGACUCCAACCGCACGUAUGGACGAGACAGCCAUGAUGAUAGACUCCCAGCCGCAGCUAUUGCCACAGGGGGUCUCCACACCUCUUCCUCUUGCUGUUCAGGCUAUUUCCUAUGCGAAGAUCGUUACAGGACAAACUCUGGAGAACAACAAGCCAAAAAGCUCUUAG
Molecule: messenger RNA, 270 nt
Organism: Linum trigynum
Lineage: Eukaryota; Viridiplantae; Streptophyta; Magnoliopsida; Malpighiales; Linaceae
Source: the annotation of a GenBank genome assembly